UCCGCCAUCUUGAAUUUCCAUCCCACUCCCGUGCCACAGUGGGACCUUAGCAGGACGGAGGUAACAGCUGUGACCUGUGAGCGCGAAACACUGCAAUUCGACUUAUGGCUUAACAAAGGAGUAUUACAAAUCAUCCCAAAAACACUAAUGUAACUUCAACUCAACACAGUAAGAUAUUCUAGAGUGGUUUGGAGUUCACAGAAGUUACAAAGUAGAAGAAAUCGAUAAACGUGUGCUGGCACCCGUUCCCGUUGCGUGAUGCGAAUGUAAAAGGGACAGAGAUAGGCGGCGUGCUUCGGUUACAUCGCUGAAACUCAUUUAACCGAUAACCGAUAAAAUAUAAAUAUUGACGGCCCCUCGUCGAUUGACUACAGAAACCAAUAAAAGAUGGGCGGCGGAGGUGAUAUGAAAUGGCAGAAAGAUGCAGCGGAUCAGAAUUUCGAUUACAUGUUCAAGCUGCUCAUCAUUGGCAACAGUUCUGUAGGGAAGACAAGCUUCCUCUUCCGGUACGCGGAUGACUCCUUCACAUCAGCUUUCGUGUCGACUGUAGGAAUUGACUUCAAGGUCAAAACAGUUUUUCGCCACGACAAACGCGUAAAACUACAGAUAUGGGAUACUGCAGGACAAGAACGGUACCGCACCAUAACAACAGCGUAUUAUAGAGGGGCAAUGGGUUUCAUUUUAAUGUACGACAUUACUAAUGAAGAAAGCUUCAAUAGUGUUCAAGAUUGGGUCACACAAAUCAAAACAUAUUCUUGGGACAAUGCACAAGUUAUUCUAGUGGGAAACAAAUGCGAUAUGGAGGAAGAACGUGUAGUUAGCGCCGAGCGAGGAAAACAACUUGCAGAUCAACUUGGUGUUGAGUUCUACGAGACGAGUGCUAAAGAAAAUAUAAAUGUGAAGACGGUGUUUGAGCGGCUGGUCGACAUAAUAUGUGACAAAAUGUCUGAAAGCUUGGAUUCGGAACCAGCUAUGUUAGCAGGAGGCGCUCGUGGACAACGUCUUACAGAACAACCUCAGGGCAACAGCAACCCUAACUGCAACUGUUAAUAUGAAACAUUUUAUAUUGGCAACCAUCAUCUAAACGCCUUGAAUGUACUGGUACUGAAAACAGCCUGUCUCAACGACAGACACCGGAGUCGUUUUACUGAAAAACAAAUUACUUUACGUUUGCAUCAAAAUAUUGUCCAGUAUCUUCGAGAAACUAAUAUUUUUACACAGUAUGAAUCUACAGUAUAAAGUUUUUAAUGGUUCCUCAUGAUUCGCCAAGAUCCAAGUAUUAUUUCGUUUUUAUAACACUAAUUUUUGAUGUCCCUUUGAUGUGUUUUCUUGAUAUUACAAUUAACUAUUAUUGUAUUAUUCUCAUUAAAUUCAUCAUUAUGAUUAGUAGGUAAAAAUUAUCAUAAUAUUGAAAAUAUUGUUAAAUCUGUGUAACAAUAAUAAUGGUCACUUAUUAUUAGUAUUAUUAAUUUAGGUGUUAGUUAGCAUAUAUCAUGAGCUGGAGUAGGGAUCUGAUUCUUCUAUAAAUGUUAAUAUUAAUCCUUAUUUAGAACUUUUAAUAUUACGUUGCUUCUCAUAAUUUCAUGCGAUCGUCUUGAUUUUGUUUUAGAUAAUUUAUUUGAUAUAUUAUGUGGUUCAAGUAUUACAACGAGUGCUAGUAUAAGAAUAAUUAAUUUUAUUUUAGUUGUGCUAAAUAAUAAUUUGCGCAUAUAACAGUAGUUUCUGAAAUUUUUUGUAAGUUUAAGAAGGAAACAACUUGCGUAAUUUGGACCAAAGUAAAAGUUUUCAGCUUAUUUUACAAAUGUAUUAGAACUUUUUCUAAAAGCGCAAAAUAUUUUUAGACAUAAUUUAAUCACUUCUAUUUCUGGUAUUUUGUAUAUUUAUUAAUUAGUUCGUUUAAUAUAAAUUAUUUUACUUUAGUUUUAGAUUUUAUAAAAUGUUAUUCAAACUGACAUACAUAGUUUAAGAGCUUGUAAUUUUGGCAUACCUAGCCGUAAUGUCGUCACAUGAAAAUUAACUGUGCAUUAUCCAUAAAUUGACUAUGGGCUACUAUUUUAUUGAUAAAUUUAAAAGCUCUUGAUCUAUAUUAUAAUGCACUUCGUUGCUUCGCGUUAGAUAUAUCAAAAUUUAGAAAACGUUACAAUGUAAUCUGUUGUCGUUCGAAAUAAUUGUAAUUUUAAAAAUAUCACUGUACACUGUCAAUAUAAUGAAUUUAAUUAUUUAUAAAAUUAAAUAUUUAAACUACAAAAUAUGUAUUUAAGCUUCAAAUGGAUUUUGGCUUGACAUAUGUGAAUCAAUACCAACAAUACCUAUUAAUUUCUAAAUUGCUUAUUAACUGAAGUGUUUGUAAAUAUGUUUCACCAGUGUAUAAAAAAACUGUAUAGUAUUAUAUUAUCUACUUACUAUAAAAGCGGUUUGUAUUCUUGUUACCUACUAUGCUAUGUAAUUUAUACUAACGAUAGGUAUUUAUUUAAUCACUAUCGUUUGAUCAUCAAGCAUAGAUAUACAUUGUCUUUGUAACUGCUAUCUCAUCAGAUCAUUACAAAUCGUGUAUUAUCUAGUGUUCAAUGUGUUUCUAUCACGUUGGACUAUCGUUAGACUUAUUGUGUAGAAGACAUAGACAAUACAAUUUAUAUAUCAAAUUCUGUUGACACCUGAGCACAUUAUUUUUAGAUUAAGUAUGAAAUUAUUAAAUCUUAUUUAAAUUGAACUACGUCUACAAAAAAAUUGUGGACAUUAUGUGGAUAUUGUUAUUAAUAUUAUAAAUGGACAUAAUAUACGUAUUAAUUUAUUUAAGAUACACUAAAUCAUAAUAAAGUAUCCUUUGUCUAUAGGUAUUCUGAAGACAAAUAACGUAAACUAUAAAAAUAUUAUAAUGUGUUUGUGAAAUCAAAAUUAUUAUUCCACCUAUAAAAAACGUGCUCUAAUUUAGGCAUUAAAAUAGUAAAAUAACACGACUGGCUGGAUUACACACGAUGUAUUUCAAAAUGUACUUAUUCUUAUUAUGUCUUAGUAGAUUCUGUCUCGGUAUUUUGUAGCGAGCUCUUGACCUAUAUUUGAAUUAACGAAUGUCAAUUCGAAGUAACGUAUAAAUUAUCUAUACAGCUCUUACGAAGUAUUGUGCUUUGGAUAGUUUACUUGUGGUUAAACCGGAUAUAUAUACGCAGACUUAGAAAAAGGAGAAAGCGACCAAAUAUUAUGGUAUAUCAAUCAGAAGGUAUCAUGUGAAAGUUUAGCGCGUUUAAAAUGGCCGUAAUCUAAUAAAAUGUAAAAAUACUGUUAUAUUUGGUCACUUUUUACUAUUAAGAGCGCGAAAUCGGAGGAAAUUUUUAAUGAUGUAGUGGUAUUAAACUAGUUACGUGUGGGUCUUACGAGUAGAAAGGCAUGAAAUGGCAUAUCGUAGUGAAUGGCUUUAGAUAGUUUUCUUGUGAAUUUCAGAGGAAAAACAGUUUACCUACCUAUUUAAUAUAAUUUAUACCUGAAAUUGUGUUUUCUAAGUUUUACGCCUUUCUUCCGUUUGUUUGAUUUGGUCAAGGCGCAUUUUCUUAAUAAUUUUAAUUUUUUAAUAAGUAUUAAUAAUGUUUUCCCCUAGUGCAUUUGAAAUUUUCGAGGGUUUAACAUGUUAGUGUAAUUUUUAAAAAUUCUAACCUUCAUAGUUUGAAAUUAUGUAUAUUCAAUAAUUUUUUUACUAUUUUUGAUUUGAUAUUUUGUCUCACUGAAAGCAGAAAAAUAUUAAUCGUUUAGAUGUAUUAAUAAAUGUACGUUAUUAUAUUUGUUGUGCGUUAAAUAAAGGAAUUAUUUAAAAUAUAAUGCCGUGUAAGAGA
Molecule: messenger RNA, 3824 nt
Organism: Maniola jurtina (meadow brown)
Lineage: Eukaryota; Metazoa; Arthropoda; Insecta; Lepidoptera; Nymphalidae
Gene: Rab3
Product: ras-related protein Rab-3
Exons: 7
Coding region: 388-1050 (220 amino acids)
Biological process (GO): protein localization to plasma membrane; protein secretion; regulation of exocytosis
Cellular component (GO): endosome; plasma membrane; synaptic vesicle
Molecular function (GO): GTP binding; GTPase activity
Source: RefSeq, a predicted model, not a curated record